AUUCCGACAGGAGAGGACGCCCCACUUCAGCUCCCCCCAGUGCCCCGGGUGAAUGAAGGCAUGAAGGGUUAGGCGGGCACACGUCGUCUCUGCACGCAUCGCACGGCGCCCUCUGCCCGCGCCCACUGGCGUGCCCGUCGGCAUGCCCGGGCCCCUUCGAAGUCUGCUUGCUUCUGGAGUGCCAGCGCCCUCCUGGCCCAGUUCCCCAUUUCCUCCCGGGUGGAGCGAGGGAGGAGGAAGGGAAGCAGAGAGGUAGGCGGUGGCAAGCAGCAGGCACAUGUGCGCGGGCGAGAGCCCCGCAGACUGGGAAGGCGGGCCCAUGGCAGGGGGUCUGCGGGGAUCGCGUAGGCGCGGGCCUUGCCCUGCAGCCGCUUCCCGGGCGAUGCGCACACAAAGCGCCCUCGGCAGCGCCUGGCCCGGGGCCCGCGCUCUGUUAGGGUCCGGGCCCUUCCCGCCGCUGCUGGGGCGGCCGACCUGGAUGCGGCCGGGGAACCCUAGGCUCUGGGGCCCGGGGAAGGGGGACGACGGCGGGGAGUAGGGAUGUGCAGGGAUCGGGCGAAGCCCAAGUGAGUUAGGGACCAGAGCCACCCCAAGCGCCGACUUCGCCCGCUCGCACGUCCCGGGUCCCUCGCGCGCAGGCCCCACCCCUCUCACCCCACUGGCUGAAGCACGCCACAGGGUGACGUCUCAGCUCCCAGCCGCAUCGCCCUGACUCCCGCGCGGGCCCCGCCCCCUGCCGCUAGCCAAUCUGUGCGUUUGUGACUUUUGGGCCCGCAGCCCCGCCUGCUCCCACUGCGAUACCGGUUUGCAUUGCCCUGACUCUCGCGCGGGCCCCGCCCCCUAUGCCGCUAGCCAAUCCAUGCAUUAGUGACGUAUGGGCUCGCAGUGCCGCUCGCUCCCACCGCGAGACCUUCUGCCCCGCGCCCGCGCGGGCCCCGCCCCCUCCAUCGCUAGCCAAUCCCCGUUUUUGUGACGUAUGGGCUCGCGGCCCCGCUCGCUCCCACCGCGAGACCUUUUGCUCCGCGCCCGCGCGGGCCCCACCCCCUCCAUCACUAGCCAAUCCCCGUGCUUGUGACAUAUGGGCUUGCGGCCCCGCUCGCUCCCACCGCGAGACCGGUUCCCACCGCCCUGACUCCCGGGCGGGGCCCGCCCUCUCCGCCGCUAGCCAAUCCGCGCGUUGAUGACGUUUGGGCUCGCGGCCCCAGCCUCCCAGCUCUCAGGGCAAGGCUGGUCUGUGCCGGCUACUCCCGCGGUUAGGUCCCGCCCCGCGCAGCGCGCGCAGCCUGCGGAGCCAGCGGCUGUGACGCGACAACGAUUCGGCUGUGACGCGACAACGAUUCGGCUGUGACGCGAGCGCGGCCGCUCCCGAUGCGCUCGUGCCGCCCCCGCCGUGCUCCUCGGUAGCCGUUGCUCGGCCGGUUUUGGUAGGCCCGGGCCGCCGCCAGGCCUCCGCCUGAGCCCGCACCCGCCAUGGACAACUACGCAGAUCUUUCGGAUACCGAGCUGACCACCUUGCUGCGCCGGUACAACAUCCCGCACGGGCCUGUAGUAGGAUCAACUCGUAGGCUUUACGAGAAGAAGAUCUUCGAGUACGAGACCCAGAGGCGGCGGCUCUCGCCCCCCAGCUCGUCCGCCGCUUCCUCUUAUAGCUUCUCUGACUUGAAUUCGACUAGAGGGAAUGCAAAUAUGUAUGAUCUUCCCAAGAAAGAGGACGCUUUACUCUACCAGAGCAAGGGCUACAAUGACGACUACUAUGAAGAGAGCUACUUCACUACCAGGACUUAUGGGGAGCCCGAGUCUGCAAGCCCGUCCAGGGCCGUCCGCCAGUCAGUGACUUCAUUCCCAGAUGCUGACGCUUUCCACCACCAGGUGCGUGAUGAAGAUCUUUUGUCUUCUUCUGAAGAGGAGUGCAAGGAUAGGGAACGCCCCAUGUAUGGCCGGGACAGUGCCUACCAGAGCAUCACGCACUACCGCCCUGUUUCAGCCUCCAGGAGCUCCCUGGACCUGUCUUAUUAUCCUACUUCCUCCUCCACCUCUUUUAUGUCCUCCUCAUCAUCGUCUUCAUGGCUCACCCGCCGUGCCAUCCGGCCUGAAAACCAUGCUCCUGGGGCUGGGCUGGGCCAGGAUCGCCAGGUCCCGCUCUGGGGCCAGCUGCUGCUUUUCCUGGUCUUUGUGAUCGUCCUCUUCUUCAUUUACCACUUCAUGCAGGCUGAAGAAGGCAACCCCUUCUAGAGGGAGCCGCAAGGGUCUGGGCUUCAGAGCCAGGUCUUUGGGGAAGUCCUGGCUGACUGCCUUAGCAGUGGGGGUGGGGGUGGGGGUGGGGGCAGGGGCAGGGGCUUUUAUGUGUUUUUGCUUGGGGGGCGCUGGGCCUAGCCCAGAGUAGUGCUUGCUCCCCCUGCCUUGUCCCACCAGGGAGGCAGCAGACUCAGGCCCUCCAUGGUCCUCUUUGUCAUCUUGUUGAUAUGCAUUCCUCCUUUUGUCAUCUUGUUGGGGGGGGAUUAACCAAAGGCCACCCUGACUUUGUUUUUGUGGACACACAAUAAAAGCCCCGUUUAUUUGUAA
This is a messenger RNA of Pongo pygmaeus (Bornean orangutan), 2562 nucleotides long. It is a transcript of the gene EMD, whose product is annotated as emerin. Lineage: Eukaryota; Metazoa; Chordata; Mammalia; Primates; Hominidae. The coding region runs from base 1471 to 2232 and encodes 253 amino acids. The transcript is spliced from 6 exons. Gene Ontology annotation, cellular component: nuclear envelope. The record is from RefSeq and is a predicted model, not a curated record.